This is a messenger RNA of Condylostylus longicornis, 3004 nucleotides long. It is a transcript of the gene Bcat, whose product is annotated as branched-chain-amino-acid aminotransferase, cytosolic. Lineage: Eukaryota; Metazoa; Arthropoda; Insecta; Diptera; Dolichopodidae. Gene Ontology annotation, biological process: L-leucine biosynthetic process; L-valine biosynthetic process. Bases 396 to 1736 code for a protein of 446 amino acids. The transcript has 7 exons. Gene Ontology annotation, cellular component: mitochondrion. Gene Ontology annotation, molecular function: branched-chain-amino-acid:2-oxoglutarate transaminase activity. The record is from RefSeq and is a predicted model, not a curated record.
UAUAUUAGAAAAUACAAAAAGUGUAAAAAAUUCAUAUUAGAAUAAAAGAGAAAAGGAAAAGAAAAUUUUUAAAAUAAAUAAUUCUUGUAAAUAAAUAAAAAAAUUUCUUUAUUAAGAGAAAAAUUAUAUUGUAAAUAUAUAAAUAAGAGUGUAAAAAAAAUAAUAUAAAAAUAAAAUUUUAAAGCCCUUAUUGAAAGGCUUAUAACUGUCAUAGGAAAAAAGACUGUUAAAGACUUAUAUUAAACGUGAUCUUUUAUAAUAAUAUAAUUUGACAUAAAAUUGAGAAAAAAGAAAACAAAAAAUUAAAUAAGAAUUUUAAAAAAGACUUUUAAUAAUUAAAAUUAUUUUAUUUUUGGAAACUUUUAUUAUAAACUAAUUUAAAAAAAAAAACGAAAAUGGUUUUAGGAACCAAGGCACUUUGUCGUCACGUAUUGAGAAAUCAACAUAAAUUAAAAUCUUAUUUACAAUUUAUACAACAACAACAAUUAAGAGCAUGUAGUAAUACAUCAUUACCACAAGCUCAACCGAAAGUUGAAAAACUUGAUCAAGAUGAUAGUAUACCAAUAUUGAGAAUUCCACCAAAUUAUGCUGCUGAAACUGUUGAACAAAUUUCACAUGAACCAGAUGUUGGUGAUCAAUUUUUGUCUAAAGAUUUAUCAAUACGGCUAGCAGCUCCAGCACAAUUACAACCAAAACCAGAAGUUGAUGAAUUAGCAUUCGGAAAACAUUUUACUGAUCAUAUGCUUAAAAUAUUCUAUCAUAGAAAUUUAGGUGGAUGGCAAAAACCUGAAAUAACACCAUUAGAAAAUUUAGUUAUGCAUCCUGCUGCUAAAGUUUUACAUUAUGCCGUUGAGCUUUUUGAAGGUAUGAAAGCAUACCGUGGUGUUGAUGGUAAAAUUCGAUUAUUCCGACCAGAAAUGAAUAUGAAACGUAUGAAUUUAACUGCAAAACGUUCAGGUUUACCAACAUUUGAAGGUCAUGAAUUUGUUAAAUGUUUAUCACGAUUGGUAUCAAUUGAUCAAGAAUGGGUACCACAUACUGAAUCAGCUAGUUUAUAUAUUAGACCAACAUUGAUUGGAAUAGAUCCCACCUUAGGUGUCGCAUCAUCUGAUUCUGCUUUAUUAUAUGCUAUUCUUAGUCCAGUAGGAGCUUAUUUCAAAGGUGAUAAAUCCGGAGCAGUAUCAUUAUUAGCAGAUCCCGCAUACACAAGAGCAUGGCCAGGUGGUGUAGGAGAUCGUAAAAUGGGUUCAAAUUAUGCACCAACAAUACGUGUACAAAAAGAAGCUGAAAAGAAAGGUUUAAAUCAAGUACUUUGGCUAUAUGGUGAAGAACAUGAAUUGACGGAAGUUGGUACAAUGAAUAUUUUCAUGUUUUAUAUAAAUGAUGCUGGUGAAAAAGAAUUAAUUACACCACCAUUAGAUGGUUUAAUAUUACCGGGUAUUACAAGAGAUUCAAUUAUACGAUUAGCUAAACAAUGGGGUAAAUUUAAUGUUAGAGAAGGAAAAUUCACAAUGCCACAAAUUGUUGAACUUUUAAGACAUGAUAGAUUAUUAGAACUUUUUGGAACUGGUACUGCUUGUAUUGUUAGCCCUAUCAAUAGCAUUAGUUAUAUGGGAGAAAAUUUAUAUAUUCCAACAAUGGAACAGGAAUCACCGGUAUUUGAAAAAAUUCGUACUUGUUUGACUGAUAUUCAAUACGGAAAAGUAAAACAUCCUUGGGCUGUUGUAAUUGAUUAAUAUAUUAGAUAUAUGACAUAUUAGAAAUAUUAAAAGAAUUUUUUUUUUUGAAGAAGAAAAGAUAAUUAUUUAGAAAAAAAAUAUUAUAUUGAAUAAUAUUUACAAUGCAAAAAAGCUUAUUUGCUUAUACAUACAAUUGGUAAAUCAGAUUUCUGACAAAAUUGAUGAUAAUUGAUGAAUUCAUAUGAAAUACUAAGUUAAAUUUCAUUUGUAUUCCAAAAAAAGGCAAAUUAUACAAACAGGAGUAUAUUGCAUAGCAGCUUUUUGCAUUGUAAUGUGCCGUAGAAUCUUCUUUAUGUAAUUUAUCACAUCGCUAAAAGUUUACGUCCUAAAGACUUAGGCUCUCUCCUCUAUUUUUUUUUAGUUUUCUUUUUUAAAUUUUUGGUGAUGCAUUUAUUACAUUAAAACUUUUAAAAUUAAAAAAUUAUUUAUAUUAAUUUAAUAUAUAUUUUUAAUAUUAUGUAUUAAGUUUUUAUGCUGUUUAUUUAUUAUUUGAACUUUAAAAACGAAUUUAUAAAAUAUCUUUUAGUUAAAAAAAUAAAGAAAUUAAAAUUAAAAUUUAUACAACUGUAUACAAAAUUUAAAAUUAAAAUUAUUAAAAAAAUUCAAAAAAAAAAAAGAAAGAAAAAACAAUAAUAUCAAAAAAUAUUUUUAUACGGUUAUUAUAAUAUAAAGCUUUAUAACAAUACGUAGGUUGGUUAAGGUAAAAAAGAAGAAAAAAUUAAAAUCAAAAUUUAUCAGACUGGCUCCAUUUAAUUCCUUAUUAUAUAAUGAAUAAAAAAUAAAGUAAUACUUGUAUAUAUAAUAAAAUUACAACCAUCUAAGGAAAAUUAAAUUGAGUCACAUAAUUAUCUUUUAAAAAGAAUGUAUAAUGUUUAACUGUCGUAGUAGAGUCUGUGAAAAUUUUGAAAAAUAAUUUCGCUUAUUCUAAUAGAAUAAAUUUUUAUUUCAAAUUUUAUAUAUUUUUUUUAUUUAAACAAAAUUCGUACCAUAAAAUUUAUGGACUUUUUUUUUUAUUCAAUAUAUUUAAAUAUUUAUGUAUACGUGUAUAUUGUAUAUUUUUAAAUUUUCGCAUGUAUUAAUAGUUCUGUGUAAAUUUUAAGAUUUUUUAGUUUAAGGUGAAAUCUCGUUUUGGUAUAAUUUAAUAUUGAAAUAUUUUUAACAUGCAAAAAUAAAAAAAAAAAUUAAAACCAAAAAUAAUUAUUAUCAUUUCUUUAUUGUAAUCCAGUUUAAUCAUCUUAAAUAAAAUUCAAAAAUAAUAAAAAAAA